CCACCAUCAGCACUGUUACAGAAAGAGGAAAGCUCGAGCUCCCGCCCCCGGCUUCUCCCCCGAUCUUCUUCUACCAUCAGCAAGUGUGCAUUCCCGUGCGAGUGACACCCGAAGGUCGACGAAUGUGUCGCUUCCCCUGCUGAAUCCGAGCUUCUCUGUUAGCCAUCGUCCACCGUAAGCUUUAUCUCGUCUUCACUCCCAUCGACUCUUCUUUCGCCAGCUCCAUAACGACAAUGGCGAGGUGUUCGUCCGUCUCCCGCAAGGUCUACGGGGCCGUUCUGGUGCUCAUGUUUCUCGUGUCUCUGAUUGAGUCUGCGAAUUGUGACAGCUCCGAGAGCAUGCCAGCCGUCGAGAAAAUGAGCGCGAGCGCGAGCGUUCGGACCGAAGCUCUCGCUGAGGCGAAGAACUCGCAGCUGCAGGCCACGGAGAUUGCGGGCGUCAAGACCGUCGCACGGAGGGGUUCCCCGGGGAGGACAAAUGGGGUGUCCAGAGCCUGUGCGAGCAUGCCCACGCUGGUGACAGCAGCCGUCGUGAUGGUUGUCGUGAAUUUGGCCGCAGCGCUGUCUUAAGUGCUGUGGACUUGGCUGCGGCUGCUGCUGGUUCUCGAAAGAAUGCCAGGAUUUCUUGAUUGAUGCUCGCUUGCAGCUGCCAGCUAUCCGGCGGCCGAUGCUAGUAAUUUGAGGUUUCCUCCCUUCACAUGAUCGCCCUUGGGUCAUGUCCGUCAGAACCUUCGAGUCACGGGCGAGUUCUCUUGAGUUUCUAGAAAUCAUGAAUCUCCGAGUGACAUUCUCACACACGCAAGCGAACGCUUAUCGUAUCCAGCAUUGUCGAGGCAACGCGCAAAGCAGAAUAGCCCAACAGGGAUGGAUGUAGGGAGCUGCGCAGGUUAGAGCAACUUCCUCGGUUAUGUUAUGAACUUCCGUAGUUUCGUAGUUCUCGUGACAUACCAUUGCCUUUAGGCGGCCGGGAGGUCCCGAGCUGAGAUUCUCUCUGGCUGGAGGAAAAACCUCUGGAAUUCAAUUUGUGACAUGAUAGGAGCGGCUCAUAGGUGCAGCAGAACGGGUGGAACUCGUGUUGUAGUUAUAUUUCGAUGUUUCCGUAUCUCUGGGAGUGCAGACCAACUCCUCACACGAAGCAUGUAAGCAAACUGUGGACAGAUCUCACUUUUUGCGUAAUCCGUAUCUCCAUCUUCUGUAUCAACAUUGUCUGUCUGUACAUUUCAUUUCACUAUCUUCACAUCGUAGCGGAGGAUGCUGAAUGUAUGUCCUUGUGCUCUAGAGUUCAUCGUGAAGGCGCCACUGACACCUCGAAAUUACUUCAUUCCCUUCACUCUUGCCACUCUCAGACAGAUACGCAAUGUGGUUAUACCCAUUGUCGGAGCUCAUUCCUGUUUCGAUUCGAGCCUACCAGCAUUUAGUGCACUGAGGCCACAGCAGGUCGAUGUACCGAGAAUGGCAAUUCCUGACGGGUAUUAGUCAGUAGGACACGGCAAGAUCUAUUCUUCUUGGUUUGGUUCUUUCAAUUCUUCUUGUUCAUGUGCUAGUGACUGUUGAGUGGUGAUGGCUGUGGGGAAGGUCUAGGGCGGAAGUGGAUUGUAGGUCUGUGAGCCGUCGGUAUCACGUAUGUCUAGGCUUCUUGAUACUGCUUGCCGCUGCUGCUACGAGGCGGGGCCGGGACACGUUUGCUCCGUGUUACACUCGUGGAUCAAAUUAAUGCCGUGAAAGUCUCGCUCGACGACUGUCGGCAGCAGCUUGCGCAGUGUCGUCGAGGAAUUCUGUCUAAGAAUGGUUGAAAAAGUUGUAUUUAGAUGUGGCUAGUUGGAAUGGUCGGCAGACCAAUUGGCAGCCUUGUGUCUCACUCGUCCGAUGGUAGAAUGACAGGGUUUAAGGUUGGGAUCCCAACUCGGCUUACAUGUUUGUCGUCUGAAUGCUUCCAUACUCUCCCUUCGACCUGAACCGAACCGGAAGCACAUGCUGCUGCCCCAAGUG
Molecule: messenger RNA, 1988 nt
Organism: Marchantia polymorpha subsp. ruderalis
Lineage: Eukaryota; Viridiplantae; Streptophyta; Marchantiopsida; Marchantiales; Marchantiaceae
Source: the annotation of a GenBank genome assembly